AUGUCAUUCAGGCAACUAACGUGCAUGGAUUCCAGGGAUCCAUUGUUUGGCCAGAACGACUCUCCCCCAGCCCUGCCCAUCACAGUGCCCCUCUCGGGCAAUCCUCCAGCACCGGCUGUGCCGGCGCGGCCGCCCCAGGCGCGGUCACCUGCAGAGGAAUUGCACCUGGCAGAGCAGCCCAGGCAGCCCCUGUGCGAGCUGCAGCCCCUGGGAGGGCCCAGUGCACCCAUGAUGAUUGUUGCCAGCCAGUCAGAAAAUGGACAGGUGCUGCAUGUCAUUCCUUCUGCCCAGCCAGGAGUGACCCAAGUGAUUAUCCCUCCAGGUCAGCUUCUGGAUGUGACCAGCACACAGGGAUUUGAGCACCGGUUAAGUUUUCCUGUGGAAUGA
Catharus ustulatus (Swainson's thrush) is the source of this 387-nucleotide messenger RNA. Its product is annotated as calcium-responsive transcription factor-like. Gene Ontology annotation, molecular function: RNA polymerase II cis-regulatory region sequence-specific DNA binding; DNA-binding transcription factor activity, RNA polymerase II-specific. Gene Ontology annotation, biological process: regulation of transcription by RNA polymerase II. Gene Ontology annotation, cellular component: nucleus. The record is from RefSeq and is a predicted model, not a curated record. NCBI's taxonomy places the organism in Eukaryota, Metazoa, Chordata, Aves, Passeriformes, Turdidae.